GUUACAGACUAUUUACUUUGUACAAUAAAUAAUUAGUGAGAACUUGUUAUCCAAACUGAUACAACGUUAUGGCUUUCAAAGUAUUAAAACGGACGGACAACCAAUUCGCAAGAUACAGUACAGCGAAGUUACCAGAAUGUAAUUUUAAACCUAAAAAGUACACGGGUCCAUCAAUAGCGAGGAUUGAACAUAUAAAAUCAACCAACAUCCCUCCAGCCAUAUUUGACGUAUACCAGAAGCCGCUGAUCAUCCACCAGGGACACAAACAGUGGCUGUAUGACCAUGAAGGUCGGAGGUAUUUAGACCUCUUUGGUGGAAUUGCUACGAUUUCAGUCGGACACAGUCAUCCAAAAAUAGCAGCGGCAUUGCAGGAACAAAUCGGCACACUUUGGCACACAACUAACAUCUACAGACAUCCGAAAAUUUACGAAUACGCUGAAAAAUUGAUUACCAAGUUCCCGAAACCUUUAGAGGUGGUAUACUUCGCAAACAGCGGUACAGAAGCCAAUGACCUGGCGGUGGUCCUCUCCCGCCUGUAUACAGGUAACCAGGACAUCGUGUCCCUGCAGGGAAGUUACCACGGCUGCUCCAGCGGUCUAAUGAGUCUCACCUCAACGCAGGCCUUCAGGCAACCUAAUAUGACGGCGGCGGGAUACUACCAUGCAAUGGUACCGAACCCUUACCGAGGCAUCUGGGGUGGCUGCAGGGACUCCCUGUCUCAAGUCCCCGGCGCGUGCUGCUGUCCCGGAGAUUGUCUUACCUCUGAUAAAUACGUACAUGAACUCAGUGAGCUGUUAAACAAUUCGGUACCCUCGGGUCGCUUGGCUUCCAUGUUCGCUGAGCCCAUACAAGGAGUGAACGGUAUUGUGCAAUAUCCAAAGGGAUAUCUGCGUAAAGCAAGAGACAUUGUAAAGAAAAACGGCGGACUAUUCGUUGCUGAUGAGGUGCAAACCGGUUUCGGCCGGACUGGUAAUACGUUCUGGUGUUUUGAAAGCGAAGGUAUCAUUCCAGAUAUAGUGACUAUGGCUAAGGGGAUAGGAAAUGGCUUCCCCCUUGCUGCAGUCGUCACUACUAAAGAGAUCGCUGACGCCCACACACGUGCUAUGUAUUUUAAUACAUUUGGUGGUAACGCUCUUGCUUGUACAGUUGGCAAGGCUGUUUUAGAUGUAAUCGAAGAAGAAAAUAUCCAAGAAAACAGCAAGACUGUUGGUAAAUACUUUAUAGAGCAGUUGAUGCAACUACAAAAGCAGUAUCCAAUCAUCGGUGAUGUGCGUGGAAAGGGUUUGAUGAUUGGUUUAGAUUUAGUUAAACCUGGCACAAAAGAACCUGCGGACAAUGGGGCAGAUAUUUAUGAAACCAUAAGAGAUCUUGGAGUGUUGAUAGGAUCGGGUGGACGCUGGACCCAUAAUUUAAAAAUAACACCUCCCAUGUGCAUCAAUAAAGACGAUUUUACAUCUAAAGUAUUGAAAUGUGAUGAAACUAAGGAAUCUAUAGUGGAUUAUGGAAAGAUCAUUAAGUUUGAAGGAUAUCAAAUAGUUUUAGAAAACACUAUACUAUUUCCUGCUGGAGGUGGACAGCCCCAUGAUAUUGGAUGGUUGGAUAAUAUAGAAGUGUUGCAAGUUCUACGUAAAGGAGAUGAAGCCUUACAUUUCACGAAGGAGCCUCUAGCAAUUGGUACAACAGUAACACAGAAGAUCCAAUGGGAAAGAAGGUUUGAUCACAUGCAACAACAUUCUGGGCAACAUCUUCUGUCAGCAAUAUUAGAGAAAGAGUAUGCUUUACCAACUACAAGCUGGUGGUUGGGUGCUGAUGAGAGUUAUGUAGAACUUGAUGCUACCAGUGUGACAGAGGAUGUUAUUAAAAAUGUGGAGACAAGAUGCAAUGAACUGAUCCGUGAUGCUGUUCCCGUUAAUGUAAAGUUUUGUAAAGCUAAUGAUCCUGAUUUAAAUGAGGCACACACAAGAGGUCUUCCCAAAGACUGCAUGGACACAAUAAGGAUUAUCUGCAUCGGAGAUAUUGACGAGAACAUGUGUUGCGGCACACAUGUCACUAAUCUCAGUCAAUUACAAGUGAUCAAGUUAGUGGGCACUGAGCCGGGAAAGAAAGGGAAGACAAAUUUGAAGUUCCAAGUCGGUAACAGAGUGAGAAAGACAUUUCAACAGAUGUUGGACAGAGAGAGAGCAUUAACAGCUUUACUUAAGAAUGAACCAAAUAAACAUGAAGAAUUAGUAUCAAAACUGCAGAAAAACUUUAAAAUAACAAAUAAAAGUUUGCAAAAUGUACUAUCAGAGUUGGCUCAAUUUGAAGUAGAUAGAAUUAAAAACGUCCAGCCUAAGCCAAAGUACAUUUUCAUGUGUAAAAAGGAAGCCACACCUGACUUCAAUCGUGCGAUUUGCAAGGCGUUAGAGGGAGAUAGCAUGUUUUUAUUCCUUGCGUCUUCUGAACCGGAUAAACCAAAGGAAGGUCAAAUUAUAAUUCAAGGACCCGAGGAACAUUGCAAUGAACUUGGACAACAAAUAACUGAGCUUCUAAAAGCCAAAGGAGCUUUCAAACAUGGCAAGUUCCAAGGCAAAGCGGGAGAUCUGUCUGGUUUGAAUAAAUGCAAGAAAAUAAUUGAUGAAUACUUUGCUAAUGUGUCAUAAAUAAAUAUUAAUAAACAAG
Molecule: messenger RNA, 2661 nt
Organism: Papilio polytes (common Mormon)
Lineage: Eukaryota; Metazoa; Arthropoda; Insecta; Lepidoptera; Papilionidae
Product: alanine--glyoxylate aminotransferase 2, mitochondrial-like
Exons: 17
Coding region: 69-2642 (857 amino acids)
Biological process (GO): glyoxylate catabolic process; alanyl-tRNA aminoacylation
Cellular component (GO): mitochondrion
Molecular function (GO): pyridoxal phosphate binding; nucleic acid binding; ATP binding
Source: RefSeq, a predicted model, not a curated record